This is a messenger RNA of Anopheles gambiae (African malaria mosquito), 586 nucleotides long. RefSeq lists its product as uncharacterized. NCBI's taxonomy places the organism in Eukaryota, Metazoa, Arthropoda, Insecta, Diptera, Culicidae. The transcript is spliced from 2 exons. Bases 183 to 506 code for a protein of 107 amino acids. The record is from RefSeq and is a predicted model, not a curated record.
UCACAAUACUAUAGGGCCACCAAUACCGGUUCCCUUCCAACCCGAUAUGGACGUAUGAUCGUCCCCAAAAAACAUUGUAUAAAAGGAAACACUUGUCAUGAGAGGAGCAUCAUUCAGUAAAACGAAACGCACCUAGAAGCAACAGUUCUAAGGAACGCAUAAGCCCUCCCAGCUAAACAAAAAUGAUUAAGCUUGUGUGCCUGUUUGCCCUCGUCGCUGUUGUGGCUUCGAUGCCCAAUGGACCCUUUGCACCACUACCACCAAUGCAGGCGCCGAUGAGACAGAUCGUGAAGCGUGAAGCCGUCGCACCGGAAGCAGUGGCGGAAGAUGCACCCGUGCAGGAAAGUGCAGUGGAGGCUCAGGACGACAUGGACAAGGCGGAAACGUUUGGCUUCGGAUACCACAAGGUCAUCCACGUGGGUGUGCCAUACUACCCGCCCUACUACCAUUAUCCGCGCUACUACCACGGCUAUCACGGUUACCAUGGAUACGGACACUACUGGUAAAGGUAGUGUACGAUUGAUCAGCGAAAUCGAAGAUCGAGUUGUACAUAAAACAAGAAAUACAAUUAUAUUCUUAAUAUGAA